This is a messenger RNA of Annulohypoxylon truncatum, 1111 nucleotides long. RefSeq names its product NADH dehydrogenase, alpha subcomplex, subunit 8. The transcript has 3 exons. Gene Ontology annotation, biological process: mitochondrial electron transport, NADH to ubiquinone. The record is from RefSeq and is a predicted model, not a curated record. Lineage: Eukaryota; Fungi; Ascomycota; Sordariomycetes; Xylariales; Hypoxylaceae. The coding region runs from base 234 to 794 and encodes 186 amino acids.
GGACCCGAUAGUCUAUCUCAGCCCCAUGUGGCUAAAGCCAAUCAGCAUUUCCAAUUUGGUAACCACGAACCUUUGAUGUCACUUUGCUCGUCCUUGAACUGCACCAUUUCCAGUCUUCCGAGCUUGCUCAGGCUACAAACGACACAUCGCAGAGAUCCUCGUUGAAUAUCGCAGCCAUGGCGGCUAGGCAACCAGUCGACACCUUUCUCUUGAGUUAAUUCCGGUAACUGUGAAUGCCGUUGCUAAUUCACCUUUAUAGCUUCAACCAGACGGCUCUCUACGAUACCACUCCCCUCCCGGACAACAUUCCUAAGGUCAAGGAGGUCGGCGCCACAUCUGCGCCUCUUCUCUCCGCUGCGUUCUUCAUCGGCGCCCGAUGUCAACCCUACAACGAUGACUUCAUGCAAUGCAAGAACGAGAACCCCGGCAGGGGUGAGUUCGAGUGUUUAAAGGAGGGUCGCAGAGUAACCCGAUGUGCCUCCAGCGUGAUUAGCGAUAUCAACACUCACUGCCUAGACGAGUUCCGCAAGCACUGGCAGUGCCUGGACGACAACAACCACCAGCUAUGGCAGUGCCGGAAGCAAGAGUGGAAGCUCAAUAGCUGCGUAUAUACCAACCUAAAACUGGAAAAGACCAUCCCCGGUGCCCCCAAGGACCAGGUCCCCGUCCAUCUCCGGACAACUCAGAUCUACGCCCACUACCCUAUUCUAAGAGACCGCGGCCAAAAGCCGUUCGGAAAGGCCAUCGAUCCGCCCUCAGCACAAGCCGCCCAGGCCGAUGCGCCAGCAGCAUGAGGGGAUCUUGGUUUGGCCAUCAAUUAGAGGCGUUAAGAUAACUUAUGUAAAUAAGAAAUGAAGUUAGGUCAACGUAAUGUUCAUUACAAAAGACCUUACUUUAGUUAUCAUCGGUACCAAUGUGUCCAUGAUCACUAUACCCACAAUGGAAUUCCACUGACUAAAGAGAUACUGAAAAGCAGAGUCGCUUAACCUUGCUCUCGUGUUCACUUUACCAUGUUGAAAUCACUAAAGUAUCAAACGACUUCGACUCAACAAAUAUUUUAGCAUAUAAUUGUAGUAACAAAACUAGCUAAGCGCUGUCAUUCGUUCUCUUU